Messenger RNA from Asparagus officinalis (garden asparagus), 2095 nucleotides. Its product is annotated as ABC transporter B family member 28. The transcript has 16 exons. The record is from RefSeq and is a predicted model, not a curated record. Gene Ontology annotation, biological process: transmembrane transport. The coding region runs from base 71 to 1873 and encodes 600 amino acids. Lineage: Eukaryota; Viridiplantae; Streptophyta; Magnoliopsida; Asparagales; Asparagaceae. Gene Ontology annotation, molecular function: ATP binding; ATP hydrolysis activity; ABC-type oligopeptide transporter activity. Gene Ontology annotation, cellular component: membrane.
GACGGAGGCGGUGAGCUGGGAGGUUUUAUGGCCGCUGCUAUCUCGGCAUAAGCUUAGGAUUGCUGUAUCAAUGGCUUCUCUUGUUGGAUGCACCUCUUGUACCCUUGCCAUGCCCAUAUUUUCUGGUAAAUUUUUUGAAAUACUGAUAGGAAGAGGAACAGAACCUUUGUGGACACUUCUUUCUAAGAUUGCAGUCCUCUAUAUCCUAGAGCCAAUUUUCACUGUUAUUUAUGUUAUAAAUAUGACCACCAUCUGGGAGAAGGUGAUGACAAGCCUAAGAGGACAAAUUUUCAGAAGGAUGUUGAUCCAAAAGGUGGAAUUUUUCGAUACCUUCAAGGUUGGUGAAUUAACUGGUUUAUUGACAUCAGACUUGGGUUCUCUCAAAGAUGUUGUCAGCGAAAACAUUUCAAGGGAUCGUGGGCUUAGAGCACUCUCUGAGGUUGUUGGUACAAUAUGCAUACUUUUCUCGCUGUCAACACAAUUAGCUCCUGUUCUCGGUCUGUUAAUGCUGUCUGUAUCAGUUUUAGUAGCUAUAUUCAAGAGGUCAACUGUUCCGGUAUUUAAGUCUCAUGGAAUGGCUCUAGCCAGCAUAGCUGAUUGUGCAACUGAGACUUUUGGAGCCAUUCGUACUGUCAGAUCUUUCGCUGGUGAAAAGCGCCAAGUUUCUAUGUUUGAAAAAUUGGUGGCUGCGUACCAGAAUAGUGGCAUAAAACUUGGAAUAUUGAAGUCUGCAAAUGAAUCAUUGACUAGAGUUGUGGUCUACAUUUCUUUAUUGGCCCUUUAUUGUCUAGGUGGAAGCAAAGUGAAGUCGGGUGAACUAGCAGUUGGAAUCAUGACCUCAUUUAUUGGUUACACAUUUACUUUAACCUUUGCGGUCCAAGGGGGUGUCAAUACCCUUGGUGAUAUUCGAGGAACGCUUGCUGCUGUUGAACGUAUCAAUUCUGCUUUAUCAGCAAUCGAUAUUGAUGAGUCACUCGCUUAUGGUUUAGACAAAGAGCUCCAGACAAAGGAAAUACAAGAUGAUAACAUUGGUCCGGUUUAUAAAAAUGGAGAGCAACACCAAGCUCUUAAUAGGCGGUACAUGUCAGCAUUGAGAUCAGCUAAUGAUUGGUGCAGUCUAGCUUGGUCUGGUGACAUUUGUCUUGAAGAUGUACACUUCUCAUAUCCUUUGAGGUCGGAUGUAGGUGUCUUGAAUGGCUUAAGUUUGACACUCAAAUGUGGAAAAAUAACAGCACUUGUAGGACCUAGUGGUGCUGGUAAAAGCACUAUUGUACAACUUUUGGCACGCUUCUAUGAGCCAACUAAAGGUCGUAUAACUGUAGCUGGGGAGGAUGUCCGGACAUUUGACAAAAGGGAAUGGGCUCGUUUUGUGUCCUUGGUGAAUCAGGAGCCAGUCCUUUUUUCCGUUUCGGUGGGUGAAAAUAUUGCGUAUGGGCUUCCUGAUGAGAAUGUCUCUAAAGAAGACAUAAUAAAAGCAGCCAAAGCAGCCAAUGCUCAUGAAUUCAUAAUCUCCCUACCUCAGGGGUAUGAUACGUUAGUUGGUGAACGUGGUAGUCUCCUCAGCGGUGGACAGAGACAGAGAAUUGCUAUUGCACGAGCUAUUCUUAAAAAUGCUCCAAUUUUGAUACUAGACGAGGCAACUAGUGCUCUUGAUGCAGUCAGCGAGCGCCUGGUCCAAGAAGCAUUGGACCAUUUAAUGAAGAACAGGACAUCGCUGGUGAUUGCUCAUAGGUUAAGCACUGUUCAAAAUGCUCAUCAAAUUGCAUUGUGUUCAGAGGGAAAAAUUGCAGAACUUGGCACUCACUCUGAGCUGUUAACCGGAAAAGGUCAAUAUGCAUCUCUUGUCGAUACUCAAAGGCUCGCAUUCGAGUAAUUCUUCACUCAGUUGGCUACAGAUUUGUCGUAGUUUGUGACAUGCGCGGUUCCAUUUGUGCGAAUUGCGCUUUGUAGGUGGGAAAUAAAUGAUUCCAAUGUAUUAAGCUGUUAUAUGAACUUGAGCAUGGCUAUGCCCAUUGCAGAUGUGAGGCUAUUCAGUUACAUCAAGAGUUGGGGCUCUUUUAUCUAAUUUCAAGUCCGACAAAGGGCUAUUCACUAA